CGUAACUUUGAGUUAGCGAUUCUCAGCGCAGCCUAUAACGCACGAUUCUACAAAAGUCGGGAGCCUUCGAAGCUCGCGGACGUCAAGUCAAGUCAGCUCCGAUUUUUCCGAAUACUCUGGAUACACGCAAGACUCGAGGGAUAAAACCCUGUUAUCAAUUAAAACGAUUCGUGUAUUAGUACCAAUUUUUGUGGUGGUUUCUAUAACGCAUCAUCGUAGCAGCAGCAGCAGCAGCGCACGGGACUGUACUCAUUGUACACGGCAGAGCAGUAACACCUAGAGUUACAUACAGGAGCGCACGAUUUUUCCGCAGCGCGCACGUUUCGUGCCUCUCUCACUCUCUCCCCCCCGCAUCUAUACCCUGCGCAAAGUCUUCGACUCCGACUCCGGAGUACGCUUACGACUCAUUUCUCGCUACAACGUGUUACGAGGAGCAGCGUCAGAGCCAUCAGUUUUCAAGCAACCACGUCCGAGUCAACGACUACGAGACGACGUAUCAGUUUCGCAUCAACCCGUGAGUUCCGAGAACGUUGCUGCGAAAAAAUAAUCGAAAGAGGCUUUUUUGAAAAAACUAUUGGUCAUCAAUUUAAAGCGACACAACGGAGAAUCCAGAGAACAUGGUUAAGGAAACUACUUUCUACGACAUCCUCGGUGUCAAACCAGGAUGCUCCCAAGACGACCUGAAGAAGGCUUAUAGAAAGCUUGCUCUUAAAUAUCAUCCGGAUAAAAAUCCCAAUGAAGGCGAAAGGUUUAAACAAAUUUCACAAGCCUAUGAAGUCCUUUCGAAUCCAGAGAAGAAAAGGAUCUAUGACCAGGGUGGUGAGCAAGCUCUCAAAGAAGGAGGCAUGAACAGUGGUGGCUUCUCCUCACCCAUGGACAUUUUUGAAAUGUUCUUUGGUGGUGGUGGCAUGGGUGGUGGAUCUUGUCGUAGCCACAAGAGGAAAGGUGCAAAUGUGGUCCAUCAACUGUCAGUAUCUCUUGAAGAGCUUUAUCAAGGCACUGUCCGCAAGCUAGCUCUCCAGAAGAACGUCAUUUGUGACAAAUGCGACGGUAUUGGCGGUAAAAAGGACGCUGUUGAACAGUGUGGUACCUGCCAAGGUUCAGGUGUUCAAGUUUCCAUCCAACAACUUGGACCUGGUAUGCUGCAGCAAUUCAGAACCACUUGCGGCGAUUGCAAAGGUCAAGGAGAGCGCAUUAGACCUAAGGACAGAUGUAAACAAUGUAACGGCAAGAAAACUGUCAGGGAUCGCAAAAUCCUUGAAGUUUAUGUUGAUAAAGGUAUGGUUGAUGGACAGAAAAUUACCUUUUCCGAUGAAGGUGACCAAGAACCCGACAGAGAUCCCGGUGAUAUCGUCAUUGUGCUUGAUGAGAAACCACAUGAAUCUUACAAGCGUUCCGGUAGCGAUCUCAUUUUGCGUAUGAAUCUAACUUUGACUGAAGCUCUUUGUGGUUUCCAAAAAUGUGUUACAACUCUCGAUAAUAGAGUUCUCGUGAUAAAUUCGCCUCCUGGUGAUGUUAUCAAGCACGGCGAUGUGAAAGCUGUGCCCGAUGAGGGUAUGCCUGUUUGGAAGGAUCCAUUCAACAAAGGCCGUUUGAUCAUUCAGUUCAUCGUAGAUUUCCCCAACAGCAUUGACCCAGCCAUCAUCCCAGAUUUAGAAAAAUGUUUACCAGCUCGUGAACAAGACAUUGUUCCCGACGGUGCCGAGGAAGUCGCGCUUCUCGAAAUCGAUCCAGAACAAGAGUGCAGAAGGAAGGAGAGAGCACGUCAACAAGCUUAUGAAGAAGACGAAAGUGGUCCAUCUCGCGUACAGUGUGCUACGAAUUAACGUCGUUCUUUCGUAUCUCUUCCGAUAUUUUAUUACAAAAAUGUCGCGUGUAAACUGUCUGCUCUACUGUUGUUCAAAAAUACUGCUAUCGGGUGGAUGUAUUACUUACUUUCGAAGAAUAAGCUCGAGAUUGCCGCGUUGCUGCCGCUUUAUCUUUUACGAGUAAUUUCCUUAGCUUAAUUUUGAUUUUAUUUUUGGUAUCUAUUUAAGACAACUUUGGUAUAUUUUUCGUUGUGAAUAUCAAGUUAAAAAACAUUCUGCUACUAUAGACUUGCUUUCCAAAUAUCAUUGAGAGCUUAAACGACUAACACGACUGUCUCGAGCUUGGAAAAUCAUGAAUUUAUUAAAAUUUUUAUUACUUUGUCAAAAGAUUUUUAUUAAUAUCUCAAUUCACUAGUUACUACUAUAAAAGGUUUAAAAUUGCGAUAUUACUUUUUUUUCGUCUUUAGUUAUAGUUAAUAAUAAUUUAGUACAAUAGAUUAUAAAUUCUUAAACUUUGACGAAGUAUUAUCAUAUUUUAGGAUAUUCAUGAUCGAUCAGAGAAAUUUUUACGUGCAAAAUAAUGAAAGAUCAAAUCAUUUUCAUAUAUGAUGCAAAUCGAAUAAUAAUAAAGUAAAAUCUCACAAGAAUUAUCUUCAUCAAAAACUGCCUCACAUUUAAUCAAUUUUGCUCAAUUGACCAUCAUACCAGUAAUAUUUAUUUAAUUUAUUUAUUUUUUGCUCUAUUUUUUUUUUAUUAUAUUUAUUGGACGAAAACCGAGCAAUGUCUUUGUUGGAUUUGAAGUGCUUCAAAGCUCGUUAAUUGAGUAGUUCUCUAAUAUUGUUAGAAACUAACUUCCUAAUGUGGAGUUCAAUAAUUAAUUUUGGAGCAAAUACAUCAGAUCCAUGUCUUUGAAAUAUACUAGAUUGAAAAUUUAGUUAAAUUCACAAAAAUGUAUCGGAUGGGAAAGAAUCAACAUAGUUUUAGUGUUAACUAGAUUAUGAUACAUUUUAAAUGAGCGAAAUUUGGACAUUGAUUGCAGUACAACUACAACUACUGAAAUGACCUUCCUGGACAAUUAUUGUUUACUUUUAUAGUUAAAAUUCGAACAGUUUCUUUGUUGAAAUGGUUUCGAUUGUUAGUUCAUUUUAGAAAUAUUCAUUUUUUCACUUUAAAAUUAAAAAAUCAAUGCAUUAAGAAUAAUUAUUGUACCUAUAGAAAAAAUUCAUUAGUAAAAUAAUACCGAUAAUUAUUCACUGAUAAUAUUAAUAUUUUAUCUAUUCUGAAUGGCAAUAAAAUAUUCUGGUUAGUAUUUUAA
Messenger RNA from Trichogramma pretiosum, 3123 nucleotides. RefSeq names its product dnaJ homolog subfamily A member 4 (gene Droj2). The transcript is spliced from 4 exons. Gene Ontology annotation, cellular component: cytosol; cytoplasm. Gene Ontology annotation, molecular function: Hsp70 protein binding; ATP binding. The record is from RefSeq and is a predicted model, not a curated record. Gene Ontology annotation, biological process: response to heat; protein refolding. NCBI's taxonomy places the organism in Eukaryota, Metazoa, Arthropoda, Insecta, Hymenoptera, Trichogrammatidae. Bases 618 to 1826 code for a protein of 402 amino acids.